Molecule: messenger RNA, 2436 nt
Organism: Erinaceus europaeus (western European hedgehog)
Lineage: Eukaryota; Metazoa; Chordata; Mammalia; Eulipotyphla; Erinaceidae
Gene: CNDP1
Product: carnosine dipeptidase 1
Exons: 12
Coding region: 545-2005 (486 amino acids)
Biological process (GO): proteolysis
Cellular component (GO): cytosol
Molecular function (GO): metallodipeptidase activity
Source: RefSeq, a predicted model, not a curated record
UUCUGCCCCCACCAUGUGGGUGCCACACGCCACCCUGCACCAUGAGGGCAGCCAUUCUCAGCCUGUCCCUCCCUCCAGGCCAGGCCCCUGCUGUGGGGAGGCCACUAUCUCGGGGGAUGGGGGCAGAAGCUAGGGACCAGUCUCCCGCACCCCAGGGCCCCGGCCCCUCUCUGUGGGCCCAGCCAUGUCUCCCGUUGUCACAUGUUGGACACAGCAGAGGAACCACACUGGACUUUAUGAGAAUUCUGCCUCAGGCCUCCUGGACCGAGACUCGCCCUGGGGACUCUGCCAGUCCUGUCCGGGCGCCCUGAGCCCCACAACCCUGGACUCACCUAAUCUGAUACUGACUCACCACUGGGAUUAGCAGGAACCAGAAGAGCCUGUUUGAAGGGUUUGGAGGUUGAUUUUUAAUCCCUUCUGUGUGGUGAAGUUAUUUUUUUGUUUUUCAGUUUGUUAAUAACUAAUCCUUCAAGGCAGACGGACACGGGGCUGGGGCAAGAGGGUGUGCCCCGUGCUGGCCUUCCUGCUGCUGCUGGAGGGUGGUAUGCUGUCCUUGUCCUCACCCCCGCCUGCCGGGCUCCUGGGCCGGCUGUGGCAGCACAUUGACCAUCACCAGGAUGAGUUGGUGCAGGCCCUGAAGGAGUGGGUGGCGGUGGAGAGUGACUCGGUGCAGCCGCUGCCCCGGCUCCGGCAGGAGCUGUCCCGCAUGAUGGGCCUGGCCAGCGAGCGGCUGCGGAACCUGGGAGCCAGCGUGGAUGCCGUGGACCUGGGGACACAGCAGCUGCCGGACGGACAGACUCUGCCGCUCCCGCCCAUCCUCCUGGCAGAACUGGGCGAUGACCCCCGGAAGCCCACCGUGUGUUUCUACGGACACCUGGACGUGCAGCCGGCCAGGGCGGAGGACGGGUGGCUCUCGGACCCCUACACGCUGACGGAGUUGGACGGAAAACUUUAUGGAAGAGGAACAACAGACAACAAAGGUCCCGUGUUAGCCUGGAUUAAUGCUGUGGGCACCUUCAGAGCCCUGAAGCAAGACCUGCCCGUCAACGUCAAGUUCAUGCUGGAGGGUAUGGAGGAGGCGGGCUCUGUGGGCCUGGAGCAGCUGGUGCAGAGGGAGAAGGACGGCUUCUUCUCCGGGGUGGACUACAUCGUGAUCUCUGAUAACUUGUGGCUCAGCAGGACCAAGCCGGCGCUCACUUACGGGACCCGGGGAAACGCCUACUUCACGGUGGAGGUAAAAUGCAGGGACCAGGAUUUUCAUUCCGGAACUUUUGGUGGCAUCCUUCAUGAGCCGAUGACAGACCUGGUGGCUCUUCUGGGAAGCCUGGUGGACUCCUCUGGCCACAUCCUGAUCCCGGGAAUCUAUGACCAAGUGGAUCCUGUGAUGGAGGAGGAAAAGGCGAUGUACGAAGCCAUCGACCUGGACCUGGAGGAGUACCGCCAUAGCAGCCGCGUGCGCAAGUUUCUGUUUGACUCCAAGGAGGAGAUUCUGAUGCACCUCUGGAGGUACCCGUCUCUCUCCAUCCACGGCAUCGAGGGAGCCUUUGAUGAGCCCGGAGCCAAGACCGUCAUCCCCGGCAGGGUCCUGGGCAAGUUCUCCAUCCGCCUGGUCCCGCAUAUGAACACAACAGCAGUAGAGAAGCAGGUGAAGCAGCACCUAGAACACGUGUUCUCCGCGAGGAACAGCGCGAACCAGGUGGCGGUCUCCAUGACGCUGGGGCUGCAGCCGUGGGUGGCGAACGUGCGGGACCGACAGUACCUGGCAGCCCGGAGAGCCAUCCGGGCAGUGUUUGGGACGGAGCCAGACAUGAUCCGGGACGGCUCCACCAUCCCGAUCGCCAGAAUCUUCCAGGACACCCUGCAGAAGAGUGUGAUGAUGCUGCCACUUGGUGCUGUGGAUGACGGGGAGCACUCUCAGAAUGAGAAGAUCAACAGGCGGAACUACAUAGAAGGCUCCAAGCUGUUUGCUGCCUUUUUCCUAGAGCUGGCUGAGCUACACCAGUGACAGCUGGAGCCCCAGCCUCCAGCCGGGACCAGGACGCGCCUUUGGGUGCUGGACUAGCGAUGAGAUGUGUCUCAGGUCCCCCUCCUUCCAGAAGCCGUCGACUUCCAGCUGCGUGGGGGAGCUCAGAGAGCCAGACGCAGGGAGAGCCCCUUCUGCAUGAGGCCAGCGUGACCCCCACGUGCUGCCUCCGGAUUCCAAGUGCUCGGGACACAUAACCAUGCCGCUGCCACCUUGCUGUCUCCCUUGCUUUCUGCUCAUGAACCUCCUCCCGGUGGCGCCUCUCACAGGGGUUCCUGCAGGGUGGCACCAGGUGGCUUUUUGGUUCUGAAUCACUGGGGCUCGGUGCCUGUAUGGUGGCUACACUUGUCCUGGUGUCCUUUCUUUCUUCAUAUUUUUAUAGAAACAGAGAUAGAGAGAGAGGGAGGGAGGGA